Messenger RNA from Macroventuria anomochaeta, 1122 nucleotides. RefSeq lists its product as uncharacterized. Lineage: Eukaryota; Fungi; Ascomycota; Dothideomycetes; Pleosporales; Didymellaceae. Gene Ontology annotation, biological process: endoplasmic reticulum tubular network organization. Gene Ontology annotation, cellular component: endoplasmic reticulum tubular network. The transcript has 3 exons. Bases 1 to 1122 code for a protein of 373 amino acids. The record is from RefSeq and is a predicted model, not a curated record.
AUGGUGUCUCUGUGGCCAUGGAGGGCGGGCGAAGAUGCUGCCUCGUUCGAAAGGACGCUCUCAGCUCUCACCGCCAAAAUCAACAAAGCUACCGCCGUCAAUGACAAGCGCCGCCAGACCUCAAGACGCGCCCGCGUUAUGUGGACGCUCUAUGCUGGGUUUGCGUAUAUCCUGGCUGCGUUACUGCUCAUCUUAGUCACUGGCCGCCAGAACUGGGGUAUCGUGGAAGUGUCAGUCAUUGCAGGCAGUCCUGUCGUCAUCUACCUUGUCCGCUAUGCGCUCACGUGCUACUUCGACUACCGCAUAUCCAACACCGACGCCUACCUGAGGAAGCUCAACAAAGAGCGUGAUGCUACAAUCAAUAGGCUGAAGGAGGCCACCAAGUACAACUCUACUCAGCAGUUGCUCGAGAAGUACGGUGCUUCGCCCAAGCAGGAGGUACCUCAGCCGUCGCCGAAUAGUAAAAAGCAACAAACCCCUCAGAAACCUCCGCAACCACAAGGCCCACGCACAGGCAUUGCACCUCCACCGACUGCAAACAUUCAACGUCCGCAGAACCAAUCGCAGAACCCAGUGACACCGCAGCGUGUACCUCCAGUACCUAUCUCACCUCAGGAUCGCCCACAACCACCCUCACCAGGCGCCGAAUUCGCACCGAAUGCAUUCGCACCUGUCGACUCAACGAAACAGUACUCUUCUGCACCCGUAACUUCAUUCACACAAUCUCGCUGGUACGACCGCAUCCUUGACGCUCUUCUGGGCGAAGACGAAACACAGCCCAAGAACCGCCUCGCCCUGAUCUGCUCCGAAUGCAGACUCGUAAACGGGCAAGCACCACCCGGCGCUCGCACGGUGGAGGACAUCGGCAAAUGGAGAUGUGGUGGGUGUAAUGCUUGGAACGGCAAGGAGACGCCGCACGAGGAGGUCGCAAAUCUGGUUCAGAGUUGGGAUGCUGCGCGCAAGGUGAAGGCUAAGGAGAUGGUGCGUGAUGCAGAAGAGGAGGAUGUUGGUGAUGAAGGUGAAGAUGAUGGCGAGCCUGUAGUUCAGGAGAUGGUUGAUGUUGAUGAUACUCCGCCUAGCAAGUCGACGAGGAGCAAGACAAAGGGAAAGGGCAAAAAGUGA